UGGGUGGCGCUGCGUCCCCAGGAAACCAUUUCUAAGAGGAAACUGUGCUGCAGUUCAGUCCACACAUCCUCAACUAUGGCAGGUCACACAGAAGUUCCGGGAGUUUCGUCGCAAAAUAUUGGAAUAAUAAUAGCUGUAAUAUCGAGUUUCAUCAAUGGGUCGACAUUUGUGCUUCAGAAAAAGGGAAUUUUACGUUCCCGGCACAGAGGAGGCAGGUAUCUGACAGACGUGGUGUGGUGGAGUGGCACCCUGAGCAUGAUUAUUGGUCAAAUUGGGAACUUCGUGGCAUACAACUUAGCCCCUGCUGUGAUAGUUACACCUCUAGGAGCCCUUGGAGUUUUAUUUGGGGCUGUUCUGGCUGCUUGGAUCCUGGAAGAGCAUUUAAACAUCCUGGGGAAGCUCGGCUGCGUGUUGUGUUGCUGUGGCUCUGUUGUGCUCAUCAUUCAUGCCCCGAAGGCAGAAGCAACGUCAAGACUGGAGCUGGAGGAAAGGCUGUUGGACCCAGUGUUUGUAAUUUAUGCCCUGUUGGUGGUUCUGCUGCUCAUCGCUCUGAUCGUGUGGAUCGCUCCAGCUCACGGCAGAUCAAACGUCAUGGUCUACGUCGCCAUUUGUUCUCUCUUCGGAAACUUCACGGUUCCGAGCAGCAAAGGACUCGGCCUGGUGGCUCCGGACGCGUUUGGUGAUGGUCCGUCCAGCGGCAGAGCUCUGGUUCUCUUCCUGAUCCUGCUGGGGACGCUGGCCAUCAGCAUCCUCACGCAGUUCUUCUUCAUCAACAAAGCCUUGGAGUGUUUCAGCUCCAACAUAUUUGAAGCGAUAUACUACGUGACGUUCACAUCCACUGUGAUUGUUGCCUCCGCUCUCCUCUUCAGGGAGUGGACGGCUCUAACUGUGACCGACGGCCUCGCCAUGUUUUGCGGCUUUGCGACGGUGUGUGUCGGGGUGGUUUUACUCCGCAUCUCUCAAGAGGCUUCGAUUGUUUGGAAGAAGAAAGAGGAGGGACGGGAAAAGACGGACUGAUUGAUGCCUUCAUAUUAACGUGACUUUUGUGUCUCACAGCUAAGGCCAAAGUUUUUCGUACUUAUGCCAAAUUUUGAUUUAUGAUAGUUAUUGUUUUGACCAGCCGGUUGGAAAUUACAUAGUCAAGACAAGACAAUAAGACAUUGUCUGUUAGUGACAGGUUUUAACCCUUCUGUUGUCCCCAUUUACAGGCACCAAAAAAUAUUGUUUCCUUGUCUGAAAAAAAUCCAAACAUUCCGCAAAAAAAAUUCCCCAAAUUUCUGAAAAUUUGCAAAACCGUCAGGAAGAAAAUUCCAAUAAUUCCUUAAAAGUUUGCCUUAAAAGUUUAUUUUAGAAAAUCCCCCAAAUUUGGCAAGAAAAUUCUUGUAGAUAUUUUCAAAAAUGAGUAAAAACUUCCCAAAAAAAUCCUAAAAAUAUCUAAAGUAAUUACAUAUAUAUAUAUAUAUCAGUAAAACUUCUAAUGUUCUCUUAAGAACAUUCACAUAAAAAUCAACCAAAAUCCAGCGAAAUUUUGGUUGAUUUUUAUGUGAAUGUUCUUAAGAAACAUUUUUAACAUUUCUUUUUUACCACCAAAAAAUGUUCAAAGAUUUCCCCAAAAAUAUUGAAAACGUGGACAUCAGAAGUUUUAUUGUGAAAAUAUAUAUUUUUUUCCACAUUUUCAAACUUUAAAAUGGGUCAAUUUUGACAACAGGAGGGUUAACUAUUUCUAUGCAUAUUUUCACCUUUUCACUAAAAAUGCACCUUGAAAUUGUCAGAUUUUUGAGAAAAUGCAGCUUCUAUUUCAUUCCAUAUGGUAUCCGGAAGUCGUGGCUAAAACCAAAGAGCCAGUGAGCUAUUACUGUCUAUCAGUGACAGAGAGUUGCACAAUGUGACUGCUCACAAGAUGAUAAAAGGCUAUAAAGUUAUAUAAAAGUGUUUUCAAGUGUUAGUGGCCACAGUGCAAAGCAAUAAUGACAUAGUACAAGAGUUCCACACUGGGAAAAGUCUCAGUGGACGUGGUAGGAAGCCAGAAAUGACCCCCGUGCUGACAAGAAUGGUAGAGGCCACAAAUCAGUGCAGCGAUCCUCACCAAGACCACCCGAUAAAUCUGAACAAACCUGGGCCAGACAUUUAAAGGCAGAUACUUCUUUAACCCAGUGUCUGACCCUCUUUUGUCACUUAUUUAUAUAAUUUACUGUCAAAAGAAACCUACUGGUCAAAUAUAAAUUCACUAUAAUUCAAAAUUUGACUGGACAGUAUUAGGCUUAGCUGUAUUUCCAGUUCUCUUUAGCUUCCCUGCAGUAACAAAUAUCAAAUGUGAAUGCACAAUAUUGUUGUUUUUUUUAGUUUUUCUACAUGGUCAUUCCUGUUUCAUUUUCAUUCCUACUCAUGAAAGCAGCUCUCAUCCUCAUGGAACCCAUCAGUAGUAAUUUGUCAGCGUUAUAUUUAUACCCAUUUAGCCAAACAUUGUAAAUAAUUCUGCUAAUUACUUUGCUCUCGAGGCUUUAAUAGGCACCUUAAAUGUUCUGCCUUACUCCCAGUUGCCAGACUGUCUGAGUGUGGAGUCACCGACACUUUGACUUAUUCAGUGUGCCUUGAAUUAUUCAGAGUAAUUUCAGAAGCAGUCUCUUUAGCGCAGGAGUUGUGUAGAAGAUGAAUAUCAACAGUGACUGAGUGUUUGGUUGGAUUUAAACAAGUGAUGUCAAACAUAUUCCUUUGGUUCUGUUUUGUCAUUGUGUCCGAUGUGAAUGCAGGUUUUAAAUGUCUUUUUCUGUCUUUUUUUAAUUGAUCUGAUUCUGAAAUCAUUUGUCUUUAAGUAUUUUGUGUUAAUUUUAUUUUGGUUUACAAAAUCUGUUUUCUCCUGUGCUGUGUCAUGCUUUUUUUGCACAUAUUUUUGCUGUUGCCUGUUCUUACAACACGUACGCUCAAAUUAUGUGCGAUCCUCAACUCAGGUUGUUUUAAAAUGUCAAGUAUAAAUAAACUUGAUUUGACUUGA
Messenger RNA from Acanthochromis polyacanthus (spiny chromis), 2992 nucleotides. It is a transcript of the gene nipa1, whose product is annotated as NIPA magnesium transporter 1. The record is from RefSeq and is a predicted model, not a curated record. Gene Ontology annotation, cellular component: membrane. Bases 76 to 1017 code for a protein of 313 amino acids. The transcript is spliced from 5 exons. Lineage: Eukaryota; Metazoa; Chordata; Actinopteri; Pomacentridae. Gene Ontology annotation, biological process: magnesium ion transport. Gene Ontology annotation, molecular function: magnesium ion transmembrane transporter activity.